CCCAACUCCAACCGUUCGUCAGACCAAAGCAGUCGACUCAGCUCAGCACGGGCUCCUGAUCUGACCUGAACACAAAAAUACAGAGAAAGAGACAGAUAGUGAAGUCAGAAGUGAUACUGAGACAACAUCCAACCUCCAGCUGUUGAUUUACACCUGAAAUGAGACGUAGUUCAGCAUUCGGCUUGGUUUUCAUCUACGCUUCUGCCUUUGGGCCUUAUUUUUACCCUCUCAUGCUGUUUUAAUCGAAUGCGUGUUUGAAGAUGAGCUCGAAGAGGAAGUUUGGAGUGAAGUCUAAGGUUUCUGAAGAGAAAGAGGAAUAUGUGACACCAAAUGGCUACGAGCUGGAGAAACACCUGACGCACGGCAGCGUCGCCUACACACACGUCAAUGAGGUCUGGCCUAACGUCUACAUCGGAAACGAAGAAACAGCAAAGGACCGAUACAAGCUGAAGACGAUGGGCAUCACACACAUCCUGAACGCAGCCGAGGGCGAGUGGAACAGUGUGGACACCGGCGCUGAAUACUACAGAGACAUGGACGUGCAUUACUACGGGAUCACGGCGGAGGAUGUUCCCACGUUCAACCUCAGCCAGUUCUUCUAUUCUGCCGCAGAACACAUCCACCAGACCCUCAGAAACCCCCAGAAUAAGCUUGUGAUUCACUGCGUGAUGGGCCGCAGUCGCUCCGCCACACUCUUCUUGGCCUACUUGAUGAUCUACGAGAACAUGACGGUUGUAGACGCCAUCGAGCAGGUCAAACGCAGACGCCGCAUCAUCCCAAACUGGGGCUUUCUGAAGCAGCUGAGAGAGCUGGACACACACCUGCUGGAGCAGAGAAGAGCUCAAAACACACUUAAACACUAAAAACACUUACUGAGAGAAGAACUAUUUCUCUUUACAUUUCUGGAUGUACAGUAGACAAUGGCAGCCAGUGAAUAGUUAGUGUUUAAGUUUGAGGUAUGUUUAGUUUGUCUGGUUCUGUGCAAAGAUUUGU
This is a messenger RNA of Carassius carassius (crucian carp), 993 nucleotides long. RefSeq names its product dual specificity phosphatase 29 (gene dusp29). Bases 261 to 863 code for a protein of 200 amino acids. Gene Ontology annotation, biological process: negative regulation of MAPK cascade; protein dephosphorylation. Gene Ontology annotation, molecular function: MAP kinase phosphatase activity; protein tyrosine/serine/threonine phosphatase activity. Gene Ontology annotation, cellular component: cytoplasm. NCBI's taxonomy places the organism in Eukaryota, Metazoa, Chordata, Actinopteri, Cypriniformes, Cyprinidae. The record is from RefSeq and is a predicted model, not a curated record. The transcript has 3 exons.